AUGGCUCCUUCUAUAACGUUCACACUCUACACCAGUGCAUUCUGCUACAUUGACUGCAGCGAUACGUUCGACAUCACCCUUGUACGCAAUGUCGACUACCACUCAAAGUUCACCAUCGACACCAAAAACACCAUAUUUGACCCCGAGGCGGCCUUUUCAAAGGGUUUGUUCGAAAUCGUCGAUGCAGAGACGGGUGAAAGUGUGGACUACGUGCCUUCCAAAACCGCUAAUCAGGACAUCGAACGACGACUGUUCAUACUAGACCCCGAAAAGCUCGACAGCUAUACCAUGUGGUCGACUCUUCCAGGCACUACCGUUUCAAACCCCAUGCCCUAUACUCUCGAUCCGUCAUCUUUCGUAGCGGGGAAAACGUAUACCAUCCGUCUCCAGUCUCAUGGCAUCACGACAUGGUACGCUGGUGAGCAACAUGAUCCAUCCAAUUUACCCAAUCCGGAGACGGAAAGUAUACCGCAGCCAUCUCCGCCGCUGCCGAACUACACCUUCAAAGCCCUUGCUACAGUUCCCAAGCCUCCGCCUAUCCGCCCAACUAUUCUCACCUCCACCGACACAAUAUCCGUCUCAGGCAACCCACCAUGCACCAUCACCCUCGCGUGGCGUCUAAACGCUACUCGCGGCGACAUCGCCAACACAAAAGGAAUCGCCGUCCUACGCUCCAUACCCCACGGCCGCAACAAAGCCGGCGUCGAACUCCGUGACCUCAAAACAGGAAAGAAGCGAGGCCCAACGAAAGGCUACAGUCCGCCAGAUGCGGACGUAGAAGGCGAAACCGACCCUUCCCCGCCCAACGAGACUGAAGUCCUCGUCUUUGAAAAUAGCGAGACUGUGCAUGAGAGGAGCUAUACGCUGAUUUCUGAUCCUGAAAAAGCGGGGAUUUGGGGGUCGGAUACGAGGUUGCUUAAGGUGGGAGAGGAAGAUGGGAGGUAUGGGGUUGGUGUGCUCAAGGGGAACUGGGCUUGGGUGAGCAGGGAAGAGGUUGGAGAGGUGGUUUGGGGGGAUCAGGAGAGAUUGAGGGGAGAGUUGGGGAAGGUGCCGAUGAGGAAGUGGAGGGCGGAUGAGGUCAAGGUUGUUGGGAUUGUUGAGUAG
This is a messenger RNA of Alternaria ventricosa, 1104 nucleotides long. RefSeq lists its product as uncharacterized. The record is from RefSeq and is a predicted model, not a curated record. Lineage: Eukaryota; Fungi; Ascomycota; Dothideomycetes; Pleosporales; Pleosporaceae. Bases 1 to 1104 code for a protein of 367 amino acids. The transcript has a single exon.